UUCUUUUACUAGUAAUUUUCCAAUCUCUGCUUCAGUAAAACUUAUUCACAGCACACACCGACUGAUAACUUCUGCCAGGGCUGACUUUCCAGGAGAAGACUAAGGACGGAGAGGGAAGCGAACGUCUUCCUGCGGCGCGCGAGUAUGACGUACAGAAAUGGUGAAUGACGAGUUCGUAUUUGGGCACCCGAGGCUGGAGGGGAGGAUUCUAAACCGGGAGGCGAGACCAUCUGUACCAGAUAGAAGAGGGGAUGACGCGGGAUCGACUCCCGUCAGGUAUGCUCUUCAAAUAACUACGAGUCGUAGUUUUUCAUAAAAAAAUAAGGUGGAAUCAAGGAAGAUGGCUUCAAAUCCUCCUGGACAAGGCUUCCAGAAUAAAAACAGGGUUGCCAUCUUGGCUGAGUUGGACAAGGAGAAACGGAAGCUGCUCAUGCAAAACCAGUCAUCGACAAAUCACCCUGGAGCCAGCAUCUCUCUGUCUCGAUCCUCCCUUAAUAAGGAUUUUCGUGAUCAUGCUGAGCAGCAGCACAUAGCUGCACAACAAAAAGCUGCUUUGCAGCAUGCUCAUGCACAUUCCUCAGGAUAUUUUAUAACCCAGGACUCUGCUUUUGGAAAUCUUAUUCUUCCUGUAUUGCCACGCCUUGAUGCAGAGUGAGAGAGAAUCCUUGGGAGGAAGAACAUCGGUCUUCAUCUAAUCCUACAGUUGCUGCCUUUCAAGACUUUUCAGUCAAUGGUUUAAAAAAUAAGAGGGAGAGGACUCAAAACUGGAGAUACAUAUUCUUAAUUGUAAAGACUUUCAUUUUGGUUCUAAGUGCCCCCACGCCCCGUGGACAUUAAAUUACUUACAAGUCCUGGUA
Pogona vitticeps (central bearded dragon) is the source of this 857-nucleotide messenger RNA. RefSeq names its product INTS3 and NABP interacting protein (gene INIP). The record is from RefSeq and is a predicted model, not a curated record. Gene Ontology annotation, cellular component: nucleoplasm; SOSS complex; nucleus. Gene Ontology annotation, biological process: DNA repair. NCBI's taxonomy places the organism in Eukaryota, Metazoa, Chordata, Lepidosauria, Squamata, Agamidae.